UUCAAGUGAACCUGUUUUUUUCUAUGCUAUAAAAAAUUUUAAACUGCUUUCUAAAAAGAAAAAAAAUUAUUUUUGUUUAUAAAAUUAAAAGAAUUAAUAUCGAUAAUUUACAUGCACACCUAUUUGUGCUAAAAUCCCCAAACUCAGCUGAUUUCACCCAGUUAGGUGGCGCCGAAACAAGUGUUUAUCUUCUUAAUUGUAUUGAAUUAAAAACAAUCGAGUUUCAGUUGAAUAAUAUUUUGGAUAAGUUGAAUAACAAAACAAUCUCUGUACAAUGACUCACCCAGUGGACAAUGUUUCGACACCGAGAAAAUAUCCGUUUGCCAAAAUGCGCCUAGACGACACACAUCAAUUGGAUGCCAUUGAAGGACGUUUUACUUGCACACAAUGCAAUCGUUCACGUAAAUUCUAUUGUUAUAACUGUUAUGUGCCGGUCGGAAAUGUGUGCGAUUUCAUACCACACGUAGAGAUACCUAUCGACAUCGAUAUCAUAAAGCAUAAAAAGGAAAUUGAUGGCAAGAGCACCUCAGCGCAUGCUGCAGUUUUGGCCAAGGAGCGUGUAAAUGUAUACGCGUAUCCGAAUAUGCCGGAUUAUUCAAAAAUGGAUGGUGUUAUACUUAUAUUUCCAAGUGCCAAAAGCUUAACGGUACCUCAACUCUUCAAUCAACGUGUACGUUUAAAAACGGAAAAUAAUUAUGGUUUACCGAAAGGUCAUAACAUAGGCACAAUGUUGAGAUGGCGCAUAGACGAGGUUAAAGAUGAACCAGAAGAGGGCGACCAACAACACAAUUUUAAAGUAUAUACCUAUGAUAACCUGCCUGUAAAGCGCGCUAUAUUCAUUGAUAGCACAUGGAAUCAGAGUCGUGGCAUUUAUAAGGAUGAACGCUUAAAGGGUUUACCCACCGUAGUUUUACAAAACCGUUUUUCACAAUUUUGGCGACAUCAGCGUGGUAGUCCACGUUGGUACCUCGCCACUGUGGAGGCAGUACAUCAAUUCUUGCUGGAAGUGCACGUUAAUGCCUGGGGACUCAAUAGGCAUUAUCGUGGCUUAGAUAAUCUCGAAAUUGGUCAAGGUUUUUACGAGACUGCGCGUUUAAUAGAUGCGGAAGCUACAAAUGAGGCACGCGAUGCGCCCUAUAAUGGACAAUAUGAUAAUUUACUAUUUUUCUUUGCCAAUAUGUACGACAUAAUACAUAAAUACUAUGAUCACAACCAACUAAAAUCUUAUCGCAGACCGAUUUAAAAUUGCAUGACUUUAUGUACAUAUUUAUAAAAAAGAGGAGAAUAAAAAGUAAUUUCUAAACAAAAAUUUUGUUAUUUUUUAGUAAAUUCAAUUACAUACAACGCUCAUAAUGGACAAUUUUCUUCGAAUUAAAUUUUCAAAGCCCUGUCUCCUGGGGUGGUGUGGUGUAUUUUUUGUAGUUACCAAACCUGGCUUAAACAAUUUCAACAAAGUCUAGUGUUCAUUUAAAUCAAAAACAGUUAAUUUUUUGUUAAACACUUUUUGCAAAAGCAUUUUAUUUAUUUAUUUUUAUUUCUUUUUUUGUUUUUUGUUUCACUUUCAAGUAAGUAUAUAUAUAUUUAUAUAUUUUAUAUUUAUAUAGAUAGUUGAUGGAAUUAAUAUGUAUGAAUGUGUGUAUAUAAGUUAUUUACUUGUAUAUAAGACAUCGUCGGAUGUCACUUUCAAGCGAUGCAAAUCGCAAUGCUGUAAAUGCACAAUGUCCACACUCACAUUACAAAGAGUACAUACAAUUAGCACAUGAAUGGUCAUAGAUAAAUAAAUCUUGUGUAUAUAUGUAUGUAGUUAUGAAAUAUGCAACAUGCCGUAUUGUAUUUUGCAUCGCUUGAAUUAUUUUUCUCCCUGUGUAUAUAUAUGUGUGUGUGUGUAGGUAAUGUACGUGUGUGUCAAUUUAUUAAAAAAAAUUUACUACUGACUGCACUGAUUCAUUAAAUGUGUUUUGCUGCUGCGUUUUGAAAUUGAAUACAUAUUUGUUAGUUUGUUUUAUUUAUAUUUUUUAGCAAAUUGUACAUUAACGGCAUAUUUACGCAGUGAACAGAUCGACAUGUAAAUGUGUCGCACUUUUUUAUUGACCUGCUUUUAGGCGUUCUCAAUGUGAAAAAGUUGGAAAGUGUUUUUAGGAGGGUGUUGUGGGACACUGUGAAACAUAACGACAAACACGAGGCUUCAAUUCAUUCAUAAUUAUAUGCAUUAAAUGCAAAGAAAACAAAAUCGCUUCUCAUAUGGGGUCAUUUGAUGCGAUUCCAAAUUCUAUGUAUGUGUGUAUAGAUGUAUAGUUUUUUUUUAUUGCAAAUGCAUUACUUUAACACAAACGUGCUUCUUAUGUGUUCUUCUGCAUUAUUUACCCCAGGCGUAAUACUCUUAAUCGCAUCUUAGAUGUCUUUAUUCUUUGUCGAUUCUCUUUUGGCUAAUGUGUAAGUUUUUUUCUUCUGAUAUUAAAAUUACAAGACGCUUUAUUGUUUGCCGAUAUUUCAUUAUUUUAUCACUCCCAUUGUGUUGUUAAUAUUAUUAUUAUUAUGUUUUAUUCAUUUAUGCUUGUAUAACAGUUUGUCAAUGUAAAUCCCAAUGUAUGAAUAGAUAUAUAAUAAAAAAAAUCGAAAUAUAAUAAAGUCAUCAUUAUAGCUGCCGCAAAUGUGCGUCGAGCUUAAAAUUAAUAAAAAAAAAAAAAACAAAAUAUAAUAAUAUAAAGUAUAUAAGAAAAAUAUAUAACCAAUUAUCUACGAGACCAAUUGCUUAUUUGUUACAACAAUUUACUGCAAUAAAAAUAGAAAAUCGCUCGCAAGUGAUUUGCAAAAAUGUUCACUUUUGAGCUCUCUUUCACGCGUGUAUUUUAUUUUUUGUUUAACAUAUAAAUAUGGUAUAGCCGAAUCAUAGGGUAAUGACAGCAACGACGUUUCUUGGGCAUGGCAGAGGCGAUUCAAGAGGAAAAAGUCUCACCCUCUCCCCAGCUGCCCAUGAAGUUAAAAUGUAAAAGCGUAGAUUUUAUUUGAUUUCUUCCUAUAUUUUGGGGCCACCGCUGUGGUUACCGCUAUGAUUCAGCUAAUAGGCAAGUUUGUAACAUUCGAUUGUUAUUUAUUUUUUGUUGUCUUUACUUUUCUUCUUUUUGUUUUUGUCUUUGUGUGUGUGUUUUGUUUUUUAUUUGUAUUUUUUGCUUUGUUGACUGUGCCAGUUUUAUUUAUUUAAUUUUCUAAAUUAUUUGUUGCUUUUCUUGUUGUUUGUAUUCAAUUCGUUACAGUUCGGUUGUUGUUUUUUUUUUUCAUAAUUUAUGUAAGUUACAUUUGUAACAACUUGGUUGCAAUAAAAAAUAAUUACUAGUUAAAUUCAUAUUUAUACAACACCAUGUGUACAAUGUUUUAAUAAUAUUGUAAUUAUAGAUUUUCAGGGGAAGAGGGGAGUAAAAGGGGUUUUUAAUGGAAAGAAUAUAUAGUAAAUUUGCAUUUUCUUAAUAAUACAAUUUUCAUGUUUUUCUUGCUGCUUUGUUUUUUUGCUUCUCAUAUGUAUAUGCAUUUUACUUCACUUUUCUUUUGUUUUUGUUUUUGUUUUCCUUUACUAAUUCAUUAAUGUCCUUUCAGUUUUUGUUUUUCUUUUUAACAUAUAUUCUCAUUUGUGUGUUUCUUUGUGUAAUAUCUAUACAUUUUGUCUACGUUAAGAACUUAAAUGUUAAAAUUUUUUUGGGAACAUUUAGUAUAAUCAUUUGAAUCAUAAUUUUUUUUUCUUAUUACCAGUUUUUUUGUUUUUGGGUUAAUUAGAAUAAAAUAAAUUACGGUUAGUCAUAUUUUUGUUUACUUGAUCUGGAUUUCUGUGCUUUGCGUUUGUUUUUCUCAUCGCUUAAUUUAAUGUUUUCAUGAUGUUUACCUUUUUUCAUUGCAUUUUGUAUUUUUUGUUUUUCUACAUCUUUGAUUAUACAUAAUUUUUUUAGUUUUUAUUAUCAGUUUAUAUUCAUUUAUUUUAUUUUAUGCCAUUAUUGUUUUUCUUCGCCAUUUUAAUUACAGUAAAUACACAUUUCUUGCAUUUUGAAUCGAUUUUACAACUAAGCUUAAAAUUUGCUGCCUUUUCUUUGCAUUUGGGUUUCGGUUACUCCUUUAAUGUUUUUGUUUUUACGACAUCUUACGUUGUUAGUACGCACUUUUCCAUUUUUCUAAUAUUUCGAUUCGGUUUUUUGUUUUUACUUUUUGCAAUACAAUUAAAUA
This is a messenger RNA of Zeugodacus cucurbitae (melon fly), 4209 nucleotides long. Its product is annotated as tRNA-uridine aminocarboxypropyltransferase 1. The coding region runs from base 275 to 1243 and encodes 322 amino acids. The record is from RefSeq and is a predicted model, not a curated record. Lineage: Eukaryota; Metazoa; Arthropoda; Insecta; Diptera; Tephritidae. Gene Ontology annotation, molecular function: tRNA-uridine aminocarboxypropyltransferase activity. The transcript has a single exon. Gene Ontology annotation, cellular component: nucleus. Gene Ontology annotation, biological process: tRNA modification.